GUCGACUCCGACUCUCGACUCCUGCUGCUGAAAUUAAUGGAGUCGACUCUUCAACUCCAAAACCAAGACAGCUUCAGAGCCAGCGAUUGCAGUAAAUAUUAAACCAUACUAAACGUAGUUCACUUAGUUUUUGAGUAGCUGCAGAUUGUAAAUUAGUGAUAUUUCACAUAUUUUACAUGAUGAGCUCGAGGUUUGACGAGAAUCUCAGAGUGAUAUACAGAGAAAAGCAUUACUGUAGUCAUAAUUCGAUAAAAAUUAACUAUUGUCAGUUAACUAGAUUUAAAAUUAAAUAAUAAACAUUUUGCAGCUGAAUGUUACCCUGUUCCCCUUUCCAUGAAGAUGAAUUCCAGUUUCUUAUUCGAAUUUUCCGCUCCACCUCAAAUGAUGCAGCAGUUCCCUAAGUUAGCUAACGCUAACAAAUAGCGUAGUUACAUUCGCAAGGACAUAGUUUAGUUGCAUCACCAUUUCAGGUCGAACUGAAAAUGAUUUACUGUUGUUUUGUUUUUGUUCCUUGUACAGUGUUAAAUCCUUGUUUGUUGCAGCCCGAAUCAUGAAAAUGAAGGGUGGAGAAUGGUGUACUGUAGAAGCAGACAAGCUAAGCUACAUGCUUUAGCUACAACUGAAAACAGAUUCGAAGAGUCGACUCCAAACCUAUCGACUCUCAGAGUCACAGGUCAAGAGUCGGCUCUGCCACCCAGACGUGCAGGAGUUGAAGAAUCGACUCUUUUGGAAUCGACUCCCCAUAACGUAUACAGGUGGGGAAAAUGACAACAGCCUUUGACAAAACCGUGGUUACGUUCAGACACUGUGGGAAAGAUAUCUAUACUUUUUCAGAUCAAAUCGCCACCUUAUCCUCACUGUGCCUACAGAAUCAAGCUUGUGCUCGAAAACAUCAGUGUCCUGUUUGUCAGGAACCUCUCGUACUUGGACUUUUAGACGCACCUGUGGCUCUUCCAUGUCCGUUUACGAACGGACACAGAGCUCCGUGCUCAUUUCUCAUAGGAGCGAACGACGGACCGUCAUUUCUAAGAGAAGGCCAUGACACAGAGUUGCAUGUUGGAGUCUCAAACUCUAAAGGUUUAGUCUAUAACUACACAUUGUCAGGAGUCCAGAGGGACGAACAUGGAUGGGAACAGUGCAUCUGUAUACAGCUGGUUCCACCCUGGAGAGAUUCCCUAAUAGAGUCAUGGGAUAAAGAACUGCAACUGUUUUCAUCACUUCCAAUCUGGACUCCAGAGAGGUUUCAUGAGGAGAGGGAGUUUGGAUCUUGUUGUUAUGGAUUUGCCCUGACAUUCAUAAACUAUAUGCGAUCACUGGACAGUAAAGACUCUCUUAGCAGAGAUGAGUUCACCACUUCAUCUGUUCUACCCAGAAUGAAACGUGCCUCCAUGUACAUCAAGAUGUAUGAAGAAAUACAGCAGCAUGGCUUGUACAUCGCUGACAAGUAAAAUAUCUUCAGAGCAAUGCCCUGAAUGUGGAGUGAGCUUCAGUGGCAGGAGGCUAGAGGAAGCCCCGAUCAGUGUACCCAACCCUUUCUCCAAUGGACACAAAGCACCAUGUGCUUUCCUUGUUGCCCCAACAGAAG
This is a messenger RNA of Pygocentrus nattereri (red-bellied piranha), 1585 nucleotides long. It is a transcript of the gene mkrn2os.1, whose product is annotated as MKRN2 opposite strand, tandem duplicate 1. The transcript has 5 exons. Bases 765 to 1448 code for a protein of 227 amino acids. Lineage: Eukaryota; Metazoa; Chordata; Actinopteri; Characiformes; Serrasalmidae. The record is from RefSeq and is a predicted model, not a curated record.